AUGACCGCCAAUAUCGACGCCAAAACGAUGGAAAUACUGAUAACGAUGCCAGGCCCCAGUGCCUAUAUGAUGCCAGGCCCCAGUGCCUAUAUGAUGACCUGCCACAGUGCCUAUAUGAUGCCAGGCCCCAGUGCCUACGAUGCCAGGCCCCAGUGCCUAUAUGAUGCCAGGCCCCAGUGCCUACGAUGCCAGGCCCCAGUGCCUAUAUGA
Messenger RNA from Blastomyces gilchristii SLH14081, 210 nucleotides. RefSeq lists its product as uncharacterized. The transcript has a single exon. Lineage: Eukaryota; Fungi; Ascomycota; Eurotiomycetes; Onygenales; Ajellomycetaceae. The record is from RefSeq and is a predicted model, not a curated record. The coding region runs from base 1 to 210 and encodes 69 amino acids.